Molecule: messenger RNA, 5990 nt
Organism: Boleophthalmus pectinirostris (great blue-spotted mudskipper)
Lineage: Eukaryota; Metazoa; Chordata; Actinopteri; Gobiiformes; Gobiidae
Gene: thrb
Product: thyroid hormone receptor beta
Exons: 8
Coding region: 1-1521 (506 amino acids)
Biological process (GO): retinoic acid receptor signaling pathway; thyroid hormone receptor signaling pathway; positive regulation of transcription by RNA polymerase II
Molecular function (GO): zinc ion binding; RNA polymerase II cis-regulatory region sequence-specific DNA binding; nuclear receptor activity
Source: RefSeq, a predicted model, not a curated record
AUGAACUACUGCGUGGCCGACAUGUUCGAGAGCCCCUAUUCUGCAGGAUCUGGCUUCUCUCUCCAGGCCCCUUUAGAACCGUGCAUGUUCUCCAGUCAGAGGCAGGGGUUCGGACACUGUGACACCCAGACUCUGCACCACCAUCCCCCCUGUGUGGAGCAGACAUGGCCCCCCUCCCAGCACUACUCCUGCUCGUACCAUGGCAACCAACCACUCUUUAGAAACCAAUUUCAUUGUGUGGACAGUGCGUUUAGUCAUUAUCAUCCACCUGAAUAUUUCCCUGAGAUUAAACCAUAUUUUUCACAUUGGACUCACAGCUCAAGCAAGAAAGGGUACAUACCGAGUUACCUAGACAAGGAUGAGUUAUGUGUUGUGUGCGGGGACAAAGCCACAGGAUACCACUAUCGCUGUAUCACAUGUGAGGGGUGCAAGGGUUUCUUCAGGCGCACCAUUCAAAAGAACCUUAACCCAACCUACGCCUGUAAGUUUGAGGGCAAAUGUGCCAUCGACAAAGUGACCCGCAACCAGUGCCAGGAAUGUCGCUUCAAGAAGUGCAUCGCGGUGGGCAUGGCCACAGACUUGGUGCUGGAUGACAGCAAGAGGCUCGCCAAGAGGAAGCUGAUUGAAGAGAAUCGGGUUAAGAGGAAAAGGGAGGAGCUUCAGAAGACGGUGUUUGACCGACUGGAGCCCACUCAGGAGGAGUGGGAGCUCAUCCGCAUGGUGACCGAGGCCCACAUGGCCACCAACGCACAAGGCAACCACUGGAAACAGAAACGCAAGUUCCUGGUCGAGGAAGCUAUGCUUCUAAAUGAAAUAACAUGUAAUUUAUUCUAUACUCCUGACCAGAGUGCAGCAGGGGUGAAGGACGAUAAGCCAGAGGAUAUUGGUCAUGCGUCGAUGGUAAAUCCUCCUGAGGGAAACAAAGUGGACAUAGAAGCCUUCAGUCAGUUUACAAAAAUAAUCACCCCUGCCAUAACCCGAGUGGUGGACUUUGCCAAAAAACUGCCUAUGUUCUGUGAGCUGCCUUGUGAAGACCAGAUCAUCCUGUUGAAAGGGUGCUGCAUGGAGAUCAUGUCUCUGCGAGCGGCCGUGCGGUACGACCCGGAGAGUGAGACGCUGACGCUGAACGGCGAGAUGGCGGUGACGCGGGGCCAGCUAAAGAACGGCGGGCUGGGUGUGGUGUCAGAUGCCAUCUUUGACCUGGGCGUGUCCCUCUCCUCCUUCAACCUGGACGACUCGGAGGUGGCUCUGCUGCAGGCCGUCAUCCUCCUCUCGUCGGAUCGACCGGGCCUGAGCAGCACUGACCGGAUCGAGCGCUGUCAGGAGGAGUUCCUCCUGGCCUUCGAACAUUACAUCAACUACCGCAAACAUAAACUGGCCCACUUCUGGCCCAAGCUGCUAAUGAAGGUGACAGACUUGCGCAUGAUCGGUGCCUGCCACGCCUCGCGCUUCCUCCACAUGAAAGUGGAGUGUCCCAACGAGCUGUUCCCCCCUCUGUUCCUGGAGGUGUUUGAAGACUGACCAGCAGGGGGCGCUGGCCUGGCCUUUGUGUGUGUGUGCAUGUGUCUGUCUGUACGGAUGGAACCAGCAAACCGCCCCAACUCUCCACUCUGAGCACUACUGACUUCAUUCCGUAGAGUAGAGGAGUAGCUCUCUGGUCAACCAACCAUUCCCUACAGAGCGGGUACAUGUGAAUAGCACUUGUUUUGUCGUCUUUUUGUUUUACCGGUUUGUUUUUCGUUAUUGCAGAUAUAACCUCUCACACCUCGGAUUUGAAAAUAGUUUUUUUUGUGCGUCCAUGAUUGUACAGUCGGUGUAUUUUUUGGUGAUUUUUAGACACAUACUAGAAACCAUGCAAUUUCGAUUUUAAAAUGGCUGCUCAAGUUACUAAUUUCUAGCAACCAAAUCUCUUUCCCGCCUGCUUACUGUUGGUUAAUAACCGUUACAUAUACUACAACUCUGUGAAUGCAAAUUUGAUGUCGUUUCGCACCAGUACAAUGUAUCCUCGGAAACCAGUCAACCCUCACUUAAGCCUCAGUACAGUAAUACACAGGUCACUAUGGAUCUCAAAAUUAAAUGUUCAAAGUUAGACAGUCCGUUAUCAAUGCGCAUGUUAGAUUCUGUUCAAUGCAUGCACUGUUAACACUACAUAACCGUACAAUUCUCAACAAAUGAACCAAGCCUCAUUGACUCGUAACUAUGGACUUGAUUGAAUGUUGUGUCCAAAUUCACUUGUUCCUACAUUAGACUAUUUCUGUUGUGGUAUCUUUGAACAUUCAUUUUUUGCUCAGCUAAGUUUCAUUGAUGGUUUGCUCUCAUCCAGGAUUGCUACUGGAAAUCAUCUCCAUACACAUUAGAAAAGGGAUAAGAUACAAGAUUCUGUCACCCAGAACAAGAUUUUAACAUAAGUUGUAAAAUAUAAAUUAUGCAAUUCAUUUUUUUUUUUAAUGUAAUCUUUUUUGCUGCCAUUCUAGUUCUACUUUUUGGAACAUUAAGAGAUGUAACUCACCAACAUGCAACCCUAUUUUAUCCAAUCCAAAAAGAAAAUCUCAUCUUCACACGUGCAGAAUCUUGGUAAUUUUAAUCACCUUGUCCCAUCCCUAAUACGUAUAAUACUGUCUUGUGUUAUAAUAUAAAAAAAAGAAGGAAAAAAAAAACGUUCUUCACAACAUCCUCAUAUCCCUCUUUGCCUCAUGCCCGGCAGCUUAAAGUUUUCAUUUUACCCAUUUUCACUCUCCCUCUGUUAUUCCUCGUGGCUAUGAAAUCAUAAGUACUCCUCAUUAUGUCCAAAGAGAACUUUAACUUAAACUUUGCUACCUCCAGCUCUUCCUGCUGUCUGCCCCACUCUCUGAACCAUGGAGCUACAAUUAGACCCAACCACUCGCCAUAGCUUAGUCAAAUAUGUACAGUAUAUAAGUCAUUUUAAAGGUGCACUGUCACUUUUCUGGUGUGGAGUCCAGCAACUAUUUGUCUUCAUGGAGAAUUCUAUAGAAUUAAAUGUAUCUACCGUAUUUUCCAGACUAUAAGUCGCAACAGCCAAAAAAUGCAUAAUGAAGGAGUAAAAAACAUAUAUAAGUUGCACCGCACUAUAAUUCACACUUUUUGGGGAAAUGUAUUUCAUAAAAUCAGAGACCAGGAACCGGCAUUUCGUCUUGAAAGGCAAGUUAUAGUAAUAACAGAAUAGAGAACAACGGGCUGAAUAGGCAUUAAUAUGUUAACAUAACAUAUUAACAGUUAUUCAGAUAAUUUUAGCAUAAACAACAGAACAUAAGUUUACCAAACUCAGUCUCACUCCAAAUCACUAAAUCCAUUGAAUUCUUCGUCCUCGGUGUCACUUCUGCGCAACUCCAUGACUUCCGGAGAUAAACAAUAGAUCCAUGACAUAAACGGAGCACCCCUUCCUCUUCCGUGUAGCUGUCGUCAGACUCAGCAUCAGUUCCUGUUAGAAUUAUUGUGGCCUUUCUGAAUCCCGACAGGAUGGUUUCGGUUGUCACUGAAGUUCAGGCUUUUUGUCAGUUCAUCCAAUGACUUCCAAGAAAGUUACAUGGCGCUCCUGUCUGGUUCCUGUGAAGCUGUGUUCUCCAUCCCCGCUUUCCAAAAAAAAAAAAAAAAAGUGCGAAUUAUAGUCCGAAAAAUACGGUAUAUUGAAUUCAAUUAAAAUAAAAAAUAAGUUUCUAUUGAUCCAAAGUACACUGAAAAAUCAGCAUUAUCACUGUGAGAGGGAUUAUCGGCUCAGUAUCCACAGAUCUGGCCUGUAAUGUCGCCUGGAAAUGCCACCUGCUCGUUUCCGUAGAGACAGAUACAUUUGCUCCCUCCACCAGAAAAGUUACAUACCUCUUAACGAAUAACAAGUAAUGUAAAUAAACAAGAUUGACGCCUCUUCUUCUUACUAAUUAAACCAGCAAUGCCUGUCUAGCAUCUCUCAUCAUGACAUAAAACUUAUUACAUUAAAAUUACAUCGAAAUAUAGUCAUGAAUCCUCAAAUUCUGUUGGUGAAAUUGAACAAGUGAUUUUGGACACAGCCACAGAAUCAUAACACAAAAGAAGUAACCGGGAGAGUUGCUGUGUGCUUCGCUAACUGCUAAGAGAUCUCAGAUACUAGAGCAGUGUUGCAUUAGACUGUAUAACCGCUCCAUUACUGAAAGGCGUGAUAAAUGAGUCACCUCUCCAUCUGCUCACGUUGCAUAAAAUCUGUAUCCCGGCCGACGACAACUAGCAACAGGCUGGAAAACAAAAAGGCGGUAAAGUGACAUUGUGAGCAUUCUGAGCACUAUUUAAAGCACAUAAAAGACUCCGAUGUCAGGAAAAAGACAAUCAUUCAGUCUUGCGCUCUGUUCUUUCUGUGACAAUGAAACAUGCCGUGCCAAAAUCCGAGAGCUGUGUGUGUGCCCCCUGCAGGCUGUGGAAGCGCCAUCACACUCAGAGGACUUGUCAGGCCGAGAUGCUUGCAAAGUUAUAUCAAGGUCGCGUCGUGUCUGUCGUCGCAACACAAAUCAUUCAUGUGUUUUUUGUUUGUUUUGUUUGUUUUUUUCUACAACUACUCAAGCACAGGGGUCAUGCUAAGUGAUGUCAUGGUGCUACAUGGGUUUGGAUCUGUAAUAAUUUAAAAUGCAUUCAAAUGUUUUACAGCAGUAUUGCAAAUACACAAAACUUCAUGGGUUGGAUAUUAUUGAUAGACAAAGUGUUUGUUUCUAUGAAGGAAUCUCAAAUACAUUUUUACAGAUUAUGGAAUCAUGAUAAAGGAAAAUAUUUUAGGUCUAUGCAAAAUGUAUCAACAAUUUGUCCAUUAUUUAACUGGUUUAAUUUUUCUGUCCUGCCUAAAAUUCCCAUCUAUAAAAAUAUUAAAUGAGACAUUAGAGGAGAGGAGACAUAAUAUGGAAAAACAUUUUUAAAAGGCAAAACCGACUCUGGGCCUCCACAGAUAAUGAAUUGAGGCUUGAGGAGGUAAGGAAAAAUGUAAAAAUGUGUAAAGCGUAAUUGUAUUUGAGAAGCUGUAGUGAUUUGACCCAAUUUCACAAAAAUUUGUACAUAUGUACUUUUUUUUUAUUUCGUGGUUGAGACCCAGCGUUUUAGAUUGGUGGUUUUGAGAUUUUAGAGAGAUAUCAUCCCUAUUGAUUACAUUUUAUUUUGUUAGGUAAUUCAUUCAGUGACUGGACCCUAGACCUCAAUGUAUUACAAGAAAAACAAAAAUCUUAAUACAUUUUAUCUGCACCCCAUCUGCAUUAAAUAUUAUGGGCCUAUGGAAUGUCAUAAUACAGGAGUCUCCAACCUUUUUACUCCGGUGAGUUACCUUUACAAAACAAAAAUGCCAGAGAGCUACUAGUUUUAGCAGUCACAAGAAACUGAGUAAAUAUAAGAACCAGGGCAAGAAUUAGGGAACCGUUAGAUGCCUAUAAAACAUAAACUAUUAUUCAUAGUAGGGCACAAAGUUAGGCAUCAGAAUGAUACAUGCAUAAUGGUAAUAGGCAUUUUAUUAAUCAAAUUAGACUAUUCAGCACAAUAUGUGUAAUUCGGAAAUCCCUUGGUGAGCUACUUGAAAGGGGGUAGCGAGCUACCAGUAGGUCCUGAGCUAUAGGUUGGAGACCCCUGUCGUAAUGUCAUCUGAAACCCAGCAAUAAGUGAUUUACCAUAACAUGUCUCCUUAUAACUGAGUAUGAGAUGAAAAAGUUGCUGUUGUCUUGCCUAUCAAUAAUAUCAUGUCGAAGGUAUACACAGAAACGUUAGUUCAUUCGGCGUACUUAUUGUUUUCCAUUAUGUUCAAAUCUGAGCCCACCACUGUGACGUCCUGGUGGGAGACUGUGGCCAAAAAGAUGAAAAACUCAAAUGUGUAAUUUGUCAUUCAACACAUGCUGGCAAUGACGCUGGGAAACUUUGUCAAACGGUAGCUUUUCCUUUCGCUGUUUUGCUCCUUUGUUUUAAUUUGUUUUUCUGUAUGAUCUCGCCGUAUGCAAUGUGACAACCUUGGGCUUUGUAAAAUGUCGCUCACACUA